This is a messenger RNA of Beauveria bassiana ARSEF 2860, 1773 nucleotides long. RefSeq names its product C6 transcription factor. Lineage: Eukaryota; Fungi; Ascomycota; Sordariomycetes; Hypocreales; Cordycipitaceae. Bases 1 to 1773 code for a protein of 590 amino acids. The transcript has 2 exons. Gene Ontology annotation, biological process: regulation of DNA-templated transcription. The record is from RefSeq and is a predicted model, not a curated record. Gene Ontology annotation, molecular function: DNA-binding transcription factor activity, RNA polymerase II-specific; zinc ion binding.
AUGUAUAAGCCUGCUCCGCCUCGGCCGAAGAAGACAAACAUAACUCGCACACGAACGGGCUGCUUGGAAUGCAGAGCACGGCGGUGUGAUGAAAAAAAGCCCAUGUGUGGACGCUGUGAGCGUCUAGGGGGUGAUUGCAAACAUGACACUGCAUUCAAGUUCUAUCAGGUCUACAAGCAUGAGGCUGCUGAGAAACGUACUGUCAAUCAUCCCACAGCACGUCAAGUCACAGAAAGCAAGACGCAUCUACUGGCAUCGUCCACCACAAAUGAACAGCUUCCUUUGGUAGGACAAGCAGGCCAAAAUGAAACAUGGCCUCGGGCUCCUGGGUUACCGCAAAGCGUCAUACUACGGGCCAAACCUGCAGAGGCCGUGAUGUUUUACUCGACGGAGUGGGAUUGGCGAUGUCUUGCUUCACUUGCUUCACUUGUUCGCAAAGGCGACAUGCUCUCGAUCAGAUCGUCGCCCCUCUUCGUGGACAUCAUGGCGGCAGUAUCCGCGAGCCAUCUCAGCCGAACAUCACCGCAACGAAGGCUGCUGAUGGGUCCCGGCAUGCGCGAACAGAAUUUCAGACCUGAUCCGGGCCAUGAAUCCGUAAGUCAAGAAAUCUACGGCUCAGUCAUGAAGAAGAUGGCACGAUGGAGUGUGCAAGACUUUGGCGCCCAUCCCAUUCUGGGCUUGGCUGUCAUUACCCUUUUUUGCCUCAUAGAAUCGUCAAUGGGGUCCUUUCAAGCCUUUGGGCUGCACUAUGACGGCGCCAUCAGUCUCAUCAAAGACCUCGCCGCAAGAGGUAUUGCUCAGAGGGGCCAGGCGUGCACUCUGCUGGCAACUCUGGUGGAAAUCCGGAUGCAGAUGUGGUGGCGCAGGGUGUACUUUGGUACUCGCGAAUUUCACAGAAACCGGCCGAAAGUGUCGCUGGAUCCUGUGUUUAGCCAUCUUUCAGCAUUUGAAUCACGGCGUGCAUCGAUUCUUUCGAUACUGUGCGAGUCGCAUCGCAUCAACAAUGCGGCCAUCAUUGCGCAUUGGGACUUGUACUGCCACGCUGACUCGGGCAGCCUUCUUGGAGACGACACCACGGGAAAUCUGCAGGAGAUGAUCGAGCCAUUUGUGCAGAAAAUCAGAUAUGAGAAAGACCGACUCGAUGCAUGGGACGGACUGUUUUCCCUUUCUGGCCGAGUAGAGGAUGCAGACAUGUUGCAUGCCACGGCAGCAACGCUCAAAGUGCGCCCGCUGCACAUGCCAUCCCACACCGAGGCCAUGGACUAUGCUUAUUACAUUGCAUCGCGAGUGCUGCAGUGUCCCGGGCCUCUGUAUAGCCUAUACACACAACGCUCAGAGGAGAUGCGCAAAAGGUACACAGAGGUCGAGUCUUGGAUACACCUCCUCCUGCGUGUCGUGGCCGGCAUGGACUGGCAAGACUGUGUACGGUACAACAUGUAUACAAUCGGAAUCACAAGCUUGCUUCUCGCAUGUCUGCUUCGCUCCCAUGAUCCACGCAUUGGGUUGUGGUGCGAGAAUUGGCUGCAGGGCUGUCUAGAUGGCAGCAGUUUUGAGGAGGGAAACUUUCCCUUGUUUCAAACUUCGAGAAUUAUACGCCUAAUAAUUGGCCAACGCAGCCAGGAACGCGAUAUCUUCGGUCUUUUCCAGACGGUCGAAGAUGGCGGAGGUUCAGGAAAGUUUGGUUCAUAUCAAAGUCAGGCCUUGUCGUCCUUGCUGGUAUAUAGCAGGUGUAGGACGACAGGGCAGCUGCACUCGCAUUAUGUUUCUAUCUGA